UCCACUGUACAGACCCCGGACUGUACUGGACUGGACGGGUACAAUACGAUGAUAUCUUCUCCAUCUAGCACGAUCAAGAUGGAGAAGGCAGUCUGGAUAUCGAGUGGAAGCUUCAUUGUCGCCAUGAUCCUAUUCAACAUAACACCUAUACUCGAAGGGAUACCUUGGUUCCACUUCACAUUAGGCUGCAACAGCUUCAUCUUCUUCCUCGAGCUCUACCUUGACAUCAGACAGUCAUUCACCAUACGUCAAUACAAGAACCCCAAAGUCAACUGGACAGACACUACCUAUCACAUCGAGAACAUCAUUGGACUUCUUAACUUCAGACGAACCGAGUCCACGAUUGGCUUCAUUUUGGAGUGCUGUAUACUUCACUUUGGAUUGCUGCCACAGCUGUAUAGUGUUAAUGGACUGAUAUGGGAUUGGUACGGAUUCGGUCGCACUCACGAGAUCACACGUGGCAUCUCUUAUCUAUUGUUGGUCAGUCUGUUUAGCUCAUUGAUUCGUCUACCAUUUGAACUAUACCGUGUGUUCCUCGUGGAUGUCAUCACAGACAAGAGAGAUUGGUUACAACAGACCAUUAUCGAUCAGGUCAAGAUGUUCCUUGUUUCAAUCCUACUUGGACUACCCUUGCUUGCCGUAACCCUGGCACUAUUCUCCUGGCAGAACCCCUAUCAAUGGUUCUAUAUCAUACUGUUCGUCUCAUCAGUCGCCUUGUUCUUCUCGGACAUGUAUCCUUCGCUAGCCUUCUUGUUUAACAACUUCUCUUCGAUGGAGGAUUGUGAACUGAGGAGCGAGAUAAACAUGCUUUCAAACAAACUAGGCGUACCAAUCAAAGAGAUAUACACAAUGGAUGGAUCAAAGCGCGUGUCACACUCCAAUGCCUUCAUGCUGGGCUUCUGGCGCAGCAGUGUCGUACUCUACGACAACCUAAUCAAACAACUCUCCACCCAGGAGAUACUCUCAAUCAUAUGUCAUGAGAUUGGUCAUCAUAAGUUCAAGCACUCAUGGAAACACUUGUUUGUCCAAAUGCUAUUCCUUGGCAACUUCAUAUUCUUGUUCUCACGCGUUGUCAAUCUGGGCGUGUUCUACUCUAGCUUUGGAUUCUCCGCCGUCGACAUUAGUGUCGGCUUGGUGCUCUUCUCCUACCUGUACAGCACCUUUGCCAACCUGUUGAGGUUCGUCACCAACAUGGUACGUCGCGAGUUUGAGUAUGCGGCCGAUCGCUACGCCAUCGAGAAUGGACUGGACAUGAAGCAGGCGUUGAUCUCAAUGCAUGGCAAGGGCACGUACAUCAAGCCCGACACCUACUUCUCGCUCUACUACUAUUCGCAUCCAUCGCUCAUGGAGCGUCUCGACUCAAUCGACCUCAUCACCAAGGAGUUAAACAAGAAGGCUGCC
This is a messenger RNA of Acytostelium subglobosum LB1, 1401 nucleotides long. RefSeq lists its product as hypothetical. Gene Ontology annotation, cellular component: endoplasmic reticulum membrane. Lineage: Eukaryota; Evosea; Eumycetozoa; Acytosteliales; Acytosteliaceae. The record is from RefSeq and is a predicted model, not a curated record. The transcript has 4 exons. Gene Ontology annotation, biological process: CAAX-box protein processing. Gene Ontology annotation, molecular function: metalloendopeptidase activity. The annotation marks the transcript as partial.